GACAGAUGACAAUUGACAACCGUAAACUUGGAAACUAUUGUUGAAUCGUGAAAUUUCUACGACAGCCGCCGAAACAAGAAACAGAUAGUAAAUAACGUAAAUAACUAAUAAAAAGUAAAACUAUAUAAAAACGAAAGCGUGACGCGUUGCUACAUAAAGUGAAAAAAUAAUACUUGAAUAAUAAUUUAUUCCUUUCUUUGCACAGCUUCUAGCACCUAAUUCGUUAUUGUACAUAAUAAAAUAAACACCCCCUUCUCUUUGAUAAUUGUCAAUAAGAAGUUAACUAUUCAAAACGGAUUCUGCAACAAUCCCGUCUCAACAUGAAUGCCUUUGUGCGAAGUUAUAAAAAGUGUGGCCUGAAUAAGCAUGUUGCUUUGCCCUCAAAGAAAUAUACUACAUCACACAAUCGUUCUCAUUUCGCACUGAAAUAUCGCAUAGAACCGUAUAGCGCUGGUGGCGGUGCUACCACAACUCUGCAACAUGCCGCCACCAGCCGUUCAGCUCUCUUACCCGGCCAUUACUACCUACCAUUGGCCGCUGGUAGCUAUUAUGAUACCGUCGCCUUGGUCCACAACCGUUCCCUGCAUCUGAGCCAUCGUUUAUACGAACAACCCUCGUCCAAGGUCGAAGUCACUGUGCAGACCAUGAAAAACAAACAAAAAGAAAAAGUUGAAGAAAUUUUAAAAGAAGUAGCCAAUGGUAAUGCUGCCGCUGCAGCAGCACCCACAGCGGCGGCUGCAACAUCAGCAGCAACGGCUGCUUCCAGUGCCGUGGAGACAACCAACAAUAAAUUGGCCGAAGUGCCAGCCAAACAAUUGGCCGUAAAAAAGUCUCUGAAGACCCGUAUCUGGGAGGAAAUUGUCCACUACUAUCAUGGUUUCCGGCUGCUCUUCAUCGACAUCAACAUUUGUCGCAAACUCUUGUGGCGUGUGCUGAACGGCAAGACAUUGACACGCAGAGAAAACAAACUGCUGGUGCGUACCACCUCAGAUCUGUUCCGUUUGAUACCCUUUUCGGUGUUCAUCAUUGUGCCGUUCAUGGAACUGCUGUUGCCUGUCUUUAUUAAAUUUUUCCCCGGCAUGUUGCCCUCAACAUUCCAAACAACCAAAGAACGUGAAGAUAAACUGAAACAGAAUCUUCAGGUGCGCCUGGAAAUGGCCAAGUUCUUGCAGAAGACUCUCGAUGAAAUGGCUGUGCAACACAAGGAACACAAGAGUGAGGAGGCCAAACAAUUCGAUAACUUUUUCCAGAAAAUUAAAAAUCCCACAGAAUAUGUGUCCAACGAGGAGAUCAUCAAAUAUGCCAAGAGGUUUGAAGAUGAAAUCACCUUGGAUUCCCUGACCAGGGAACAACUGGCCGCUCUGUGUAAGGUACUGGAACUAAACACAGUGGGCACCACCAAUUUCCUGCGUUUCCAACUGCGCAUGAAAUUACGUUCGCUGGCGGCCGAUGAUCGUGUUAUUGCCCGUGAAGGUGUCAACUCAUUGGAUUUGUGGGAGCUACAGCAGGCCUGCAAGGCCAGAGGCAUGCGUGCCUAUGGCCUGACACAGGAGAAAAUGCGGACCCAGCUACAGGAAUGGAUUGAUUUGUCGUUAAACGAAAAAGUACCACCCACACUACUUUUACUAUCCCGUACCAUGCUCAUCUCUGAUGAUACCAUUACCACAGACAAGCUCAAGGAAACCAUUAGAGUGUUACCCGACUCCUUGGCUGCCCAGACCAAGGCUGCCAUUGGUGAACGUGAGGGUAAAAUCGAUAACAAGACCAAAAUUCAAAUCAUCAAGGAAGAGGAACGCAAAAUCAAAGAAGAAAUGGAAGAGGAGAAGGAGGAAGAAAAGGCCAAGGCCGCCGACAAGGUGUUGGUGGAUGCCGCUGCUGCAGCCGACAAAGCUGCCACCAUUGAUGUCACAACCGAAGCCAGCAUGGUGGAUACGGCCCGCGAUGUCACAGACACCGCCACCGCCGCCCCGGCUGCUGUGAAACCCAAACCUGUGGUCCUCACCGCUGCCGAACAAAAGACCAAAGAAGAUGUGGCCGCCAAGGCCCAGGAGGCCGAAGAGAACACUCUCACCUCCAAGGAUGUGGAAUUGUUGAGCGAAGCCCUGAAAUCCCUUUCGAGUGACAAGAAAAUGGUUGUCGAAAAAGAAACCAUCAAAGACCUUAAAGAAGAACUCGAAGAAUACAAAGAAGAUGUGGAAGAGUUGCGUGAAGUGCGACAGGUUGUCAAGGAACCGGUACGCGAAAGUCGUGCCGCCAAAAUGCUAUUCAAGAAGGUUAAUAGCAUGAUUGGCCAAUUGGAUAAGGUGUUGGACGAUUUGGAAAAGAAACAAAAGGAACAGACACUGCCAACGGACGUGAGUGCCGAGGAGUUGAAGCGUGCGGAAAUGCAGGCCAAGUCCUUGGAGGAGGAUAUUGUGCAAAUUGAGGAUCUAGUGCAGACGAUUAAGAAGUUAAAACAAACCUCCGAUGAGUCCAGACUUAAACAAAUCGAAAAUGUCCUCAGUAAAUUGGAUGCAGACAAAGAUGGUGCCAUUUCUGUCGAUGAAGUUCUCAAGGUCAUUGAAGCCAUUGGUCGGGAAAAUGUAAAACUGGAUGAAAAACAAUUGGAAGAACUGAUUUCAUUGCUGGACAAGGAACAGGUUAUCGAGACUCAGGAUAAGAUUGAAAAGGCCCUGGCCAAGAGUAUAAAAGAGGCAGAUAAUGUCAAGAAAUUGGCGGAAGAAAUUGCUGAUGCUGCGGCAGCAUCUGCCAAGAAUAAUCCUCUAACAGAAGAUCUUAGGGACUGUGCAAAGGUGGUCAAGGAAAAUGCCUUGGAUUUGGAUGCCUUGGAUGGCAAGAAUAUUUUGAAGGCCAGCGAGAGCUCUACAAAACCCGCGGAUGCAGCCCUGUUGGAUGCCGCCGAAAAACAAAAGGAGAAAAUCUUACCUAAAGCUGAUAUUAGCUCGGCCAUACCGCCCAGCAUACCAACGACAACAACAACCAAAACUACACCCACAAACACCAAGGAUAAAAUGAUAUGACUCGAUGAGGAUAAGGAGAAACCUAACAAUGCAAACAUGGACAAUAAACCUAGUAACGAAAGGAACUAAAAACUACGAUCUUCAACUACGGAAAGAAAUUACCCUAUUCUUGUGUGUUCGGCUUCGGCUUAAAAUUUACUAGGUUAUCCAAACACCGUUCCUUGCAGUUUACACUGGGUGUCUGUGUGUUAGUUUAAUUCCAAAGCAGUUAAAACCUCUCCUCUCCUCCCCACCCCUUUUUAUGGGGUAUUUUUAAUUCCUUGUUAAGCCCAUUUUUUUUACAACAUCGUAAAUGUCGACUUAUGCUUUUUCAUAAAGAGAACAUUAUUUACAAAAAAUAAGAAAAACAACAACUACUUAAUAGUACCUUAAAUGACAAACGAUUAUUAUUUAUAGUUUGAAAAUGUCAAAACCCCCCCACCACCCAAGUCCCCUAUUUUUUUGUUUUUUAUUUAUAAAAAAGAAAAAUAAUUCCUUUUUUACUUUUUUUUUUAAUUUCCCUUUUUUCUUCCACUUUUAUAAAAUGAAUGUCUACUACUGUUUGUUGUAUAUUUAAAAAGAAAAAAAUGAAACUUAAAAACCAAUUAAAUAGAAUGAAACGAAGGCUGUUUUAAGUGAUUUCUAAAUAUUAUUAUUUUGUAAUGAUUAACACAUUCUCUUUUUAUUUCUUUCUGAUUUCCUAACUUUCCAUGGAGUUUUCUGCGAGUUCGUUUUGGCGUUUUUUUCUUUGAAGUCUUAACUAAAAUAAGAAUUUUUUUUAUUUCAAAUCCCCAAAUUAGCACAAAUUUCUGAUAAAAAAUACAGCAAUGUAAAACAGUGUUUGUAUGCAAUUAAUUAAAAAAACUGAAACAAGAAUGCUGAUGCUGCUACUAAAUCCAGAACAAGAUAAUAAAGAUAUUUUUUUAUAUAUACUAUGUGUAAUAAACCAAAAAACAAAAACAAGAAAAACAAA
Messenger RNA from Musca domestica (house fly), 3972 nucleotides. RefSeq names its product mitochondrial proton/calcium exchanger protein (gene Letm1). Gene Ontology annotation, biological process: intracellular monoatomic cation homeostasis. The coding region runs from base 321 to 3020 and encodes 899 amino acids. NCBI's taxonomy places the organism in Eukaryota, Metazoa, Arthropoda, Insecta, Diptera, Muscidae. Gene Ontology annotation, molecular function: ribosome binding; calcium ion binding. The transcript has 6 exons. The record is from RefSeq and is a predicted model, not a curated record. Gene Ontology annotation, cellular component: mitochondrial inner membrane.